UUUUUUCUUUCCUGGAUUGGGUCCCUGCUCUUUGAGACACCAAGAUGAGCUGCUUCAGCUUCAUCAAGGUCAUCAUGAUCUUGUUCAACCUGGCCAUAUUUCUGGGCGGCGCGGCCCUCCUCGGCGUCGGGAUCUGGGUCUCCGUGGAUGGGAGCUCGUUCAUGAAGAUUUUCGGUCCGGUCUCCUCGUCGGUGCUGCAGUUCGUCAACGUGGGCUACUUCCUCAUCGCCAUCGGAGCCGUCCUGCUCGUCUUGGGCUUCCUGGGCUGCUGCGGGGCCCAGAAGGAAAGCAAAUGUCUCCUGAUAACGUUCUUCUCCAUCGUCCUGAUCAUCUUCAUCGCGGAGGUCGCUGCCGCCGUGGUGGCUCUCGUCUACACGAGCACGGCGGAGACCUUGCUGACGGCCACGGUCACGCCAGUGCUGAAGGACAACUACGGGAAGUCUUCGGACAUCACCCAGAUCUGGAACACCACCAUGGAAGAGCUGCACUGCUGUGGCCUGACAAACUACACGGACUUCACCAACUCUCCCUACUACAACAACAACGGCCAAAUGUACCCAAGCUACUGCUGCCCCAAGGGUAUAAGCAGAUGCAAUGAGACCCUUGCAGACACAGAACAUGUCCCGGGUUGCUUUGAGCAGCUGCUGAAACAAAUCCGCAUGAACGCCAGUGUGGUGGGUGGCGUGGCAGCCGGCAUCUGCGCGCUGGAGAUCGCAGCCAUGGUUGUGGCCAUGUACCUGUAUUGCCACCUGGAUGAGAAGUGACACCAUCAACAGAUCUCUGCCUAGGCUGGAGGAGGAGGAGGAAUGACCUAGUUCUGUGUAUAUUUUCUACGUUGGAAAAAUUUUGAGCAUUUCUUGGACGCAGUGUUGUCCCAUGUCACUUUUCUUUUAAAAAAAAAUCUACUGAGCUGGAAUCUGUAGAGGACCUGUAUGUUGGGGCUCUGUUUUGUACAUGUUCUUGGUACGCUACAACCUAUAGAUGCGUAGAAAAUGCUUCCCUCUCCUUUUUUUUUUUUUUUUUUUUUUGUUCCAGCCUCAAGUGCAGAGAAACGAAUGGGGACUGAAGGGCUGUGGUUACUGCUCGGGCUGUCCAUUUACUCUCCGGCUGGCUCUGUGAUCCUCACGUGGCUAGGGAAUGAACAGGCCAGAUAACAAGUGGCUAACUCUGCCAGCCCCUCCCUCUUGGUUUUUAAAAAAGAGUCUAGUUUUUGAGCUGACCGACUCCGGUUUGGAUAGUAGCACCACUGAGCUGGUGUGUGCACAGAAGGUCAUCCAGUGGUUGCAGUGGGGUGAUGGACUUGCACUGCAGCAGUUGGGGGUAGGAUCUGCCUUGAGUGAAGAUGUGGGUUUGGGAAUGUCACAGUAAGCAUCUGCCCAAGUUUUUAAGGUGGGGGCAAACCUGGGAAAACUGAUCCUAACCAGAGCCAGAAACUACUGGCAGGAAGGGACUGAUCUGAGUCUCACUUGUCCCUGCAUCCUUGAAUUGUUUGGCUCGCUGCAAACCCAAGUUUCUUUCCCCUCCCCUCCCCUUCUGCCAUAGUGCCUGGCAUAGCGCUGUGGCACCUUGCCUUUGUCUACCCCACUCAGCCCUGUAUUAUUUUUAUUUAUUUAUUUUUUUGGGGGGGGUGUUUUUUUUUUUUUUUUUUUUUUUUUUUGUUAACACUGUAAAAAAAAAAAAUAACUUAUCUGAGCUGUAAAUUAUUUUCUGAAGCAGAAAUGCUGGUACCUGACAUGUUCCAAUAAACACCUUUUUAUCAAAGCUG
Alligator sinensis (Chinese alligator) is the source of this 1765-nucleotide messenger RNA. It is a transcript of the gene TSPAN1, whose product is annotated as tetraspanin 1. The record is from RefSeq and is a predicted model, not a curated record. Bases 45 to 764 code for a protein of 239 amino acids. NCBI's taxonomy places the organism in Eukaryota, Metazoa, Chordata, Crocodylia, Alligatoridae. Gene Ontology annotation, cellular component: membrane. The transcript has 8 exons.